Molecule: messenger RNA, 3223 nt
Organism: Momordica charantia (bitter melon)
Lineage: Eukaryota; Viridiplantae; Streptophyta; Magnoliopsida; Cucurbitales; Cucurbitaceae
Product: putative LRR receptor-like serine/threonine-protein kinase At1g53440
Biological process (GO): protein phosphorylation
Molecular function (GO): protein kinase activity; ATP binding; protein binding
Source: RefSeq, a predicted model, not a curated record
UCUCACUUAUCUCUCUUUCCCUCUCCAAUUAUUCAUUCUUCUUCUCUCAAUUUUGAAUUUUGUUGCUCUGUUUCUGUUUCUUUAUACAACUUUGCUGGUCAUGGAUUUGAAGAGUGCUCAUAUUUUUCUUGUUUGUGGGUUGCUGGUUUUCAACUGUCUCCUGGGAUUUGGAUCAGAUGCCCAACCUUUGCCUGAACAAGAAGUGAGAGCCCUUCAAGCAAUAUCUGCAGCGCUAAAGAACUUAAACUGGAAUGUCCACAAAAAUUCUUGCAUUAAUGGCAAUGGGUUUUCGAAUGAAGUUAUGGACGGUACCGAUGUCAUCAGAGAGGUGAACUGCAGUUGCUCCACUGUUUCUUGCAGCGUCACCAGCAUCUUGCUAAAAAGAGUCAAACUAGUUGGAGUUCUACCCAAAGCAUUUGCAGAUUUGACUGAAUUGCAGAAGCUAGAUCUUACUGGCAAUUUUAUAUCCGGAUCAAUCCCUAUGGAGUUUGCUAGCCUUCCUCUUGUUAGUCUUUCCUUGCUGGGAAACUCGCUUACUGGUGAGAUUCCUCCAGGAAUUGGUGAUAUUGCUUCGCUUGAGGAACUGGUCUUGGAAAGCAAUCAACUUCGAGGAAAUCUUCCUGAAAGCCUCGGGAAAUUGGGCCGCUUGCGAAGGCUACUUCUUUCUGCAAACAAUUUCACGGGGCCGAUUCCAGAAACAUAUGGAAACUUGAGGAACUUGACUGAAUUUGGGAUAGAUGGAAAUGAUGUGUCAGGAAAGUUUCCUGAAUUUAUUGGCAACUGGAACAAGCUUGAGAAUCUACAUAUUCAAGGAACUUCUAUGGAGAACCCCAUUCCUCGUGCUAUAUCCGAGUUGAAAAACUUAAAACAACUGUGGAUAACUGAUUUGAAGGGACCGCCAAUAAGGUUUUCAAAUGUGACGAAUCAAUCGACAAAAUUAGAACAAUUGAUCCUAAGAAAUUGCUUAAUCGAGGGUGAAAUUCCUGAAUAUAUUGGACAGUUUAAUGCAUUAAGUAUUUUAGAUCUAAGCUUCAACAGAUUGAGUGGUCCAAUUCCAGAGACAUUUAAGGAUCUAAGAACUCAAUUCUUGUUUCUGACCAACAACUCAUUAAGUGGCCAAGUACCAAGCUGGAUCUUGAACAGCUCAAGGGACAUAGAUUUAUCUUACAACAAUUUUACAGGGCCGUCCCCUGUCUCCAGUUGUCCACGGUCUAAUAACGUGAACUUGGUUUCAACUACAAUGAAUGACACUGCUGCUUGGUGCCUGAGGAAGGAUCUCCCUUGCUCGGUAGAAGCUCGAUUUCAUUCCUUGUUCAUAAAUUGUGGGGGAUCCAGUAUGGAUGGUUAUGAAGAAGAUUUGAAUCCGGAAGGCAGCUCUGAAUUUUUCUCCUCUCGGGAAAGAUGGGCUUACAGCAGUACCGGGGUUUUCUUGGGAAAUGAGAGAAAUAAGAAUUAUAUAGUAACAGAUGACAAAAUGUCAAGCAAUAGCAUCUAUGCAACUGCUCGAGUCGCACCUAUUUCACUCAAGUACUAUGGGCUUUGCUUGCGGAAAGGAAGUUAUAAUGUGAAGCUUCACUUUGCUGAAAUAAUGUUUAGUGCAGGCCAAACCUUCGGAAGCUUGGGGGAGCGCAUAUUUGAUAUCUCAAUCCAAGGAAACUUGGUUAAAAAAGAUUUUAACAUAAUGGAGAAAGCUAGAGGUGUUGGUAAGAGCUAUAUUUUGGAAAGGCCUGAUGUUGUAGUAACUGGCAGCACUCUCGAGAUCCACUUAUACUGGGCUGGUAAAGGAACUACAGUCAUUCCAAACAAAGGGGUGUAUGGACCUCUAAUAUCUGCGAUUACAAUCACACCUAACUAUAAUGUGGGAGGGCUAUCUCCUGGAGCUAUUGCUGGCAUUGUUGUUGGUGUUUUUGUGUUCGUUGUUUUGGUACUGGUUGUUCUCCGAAGGAAGGGUUACUUGGGUGGGAAGAAAACUGAAGACAGUGAACUUCGGGACCUAAAAUUACAGACAGGUUACUUCAGUUUAAGACAAAUCAGAGCAGCCACAAACAACUUUGAUGCUGCAAAUAAGAUAGGCGAGGGAGGUUUUGGUCCUGUCUACAAGGGAGUACUGUUGGAUGGAACUUCGGUUGCCGUAAAACAGCUAUCCUCUAAAUCAAGGCAAGGGAACCGUGAAUUCAUCACUGAAAUCGGCAUGAUAUCUGCAUUACAACAUCCGAAUCUGGUCAAGCUUUAUGGUUGUUGUAUUGAAGGAAACCAGUUAUUGCUUAUUUACGAGUAUUUAGAGAACAAUUGUCUUGCUCGUGCUCUUUUUGGCUCGGAGGAGAAUGCACUGCAUUUGGAUUGGCCGAUAAGAAUGAAGAUAUGCUUGGGAAUAGCAAAGGGAUUGGCUUACCUUCAUGAAGAAUCUAGAUUGAAAAUUGUUCAUAGAGAUAUAAAAGCUACCAAUGUAUUACUUGAUAAAAGUCUGAAUGCCAAGAUUUCUGACUUUGGAUUGGCUAAGCUUGAUGAAGAGGAGAACACCCAUAUCAGCACAAGAAUUGCUGGCACAAUAGGUUACAUGGCUCCUGAGUAUGCAUUGAGGUGUUAUUUGACUGAUAAAGCUGAAGUUUAUAGCUUUGGAAUCGUAGCUCUAGAGAUUGUUAGUGGGAAAAGUAACACAAAUUACAGGCCAAAAGAAGAGUUUGUUUAUCUUCUUGACUGGGCUUACGUUCUCCGAGAGGAGGGACUUGUUGAUCCGAGUCUCGGCUCACAUUACUCGAAAGAAGAGGUGACGAGGAUGCUUCAUAUAGCUCUGUUAUGCACGAACCUGUCUCCUACUCUCAGGCCAUCCAUGUCUUCCGUGGUUAGCAUGCUCGAAGGUAAAAUUGCGAUUGAAGUAGCGAACAUCAAGUGCAACACAGCCGACCGAGAUGCAAGGUUCAAAGCUUUCGAGAAGCUAUCACAAGACAGCCAAACCAGCAUUUCAACAUCUUCGCAAGGCAUUCAGAUGCAGAGAAGCAUGCUAAUCGAUGGACCAUGGAUUGACUCAUCAUCUACUUCUACCCAAAACAAGGACGAGGCUCGAGAGUAUUCUUCAACCAGAAGUCUUCUUGGAGAUUGAAUAAAAGCAAAAUAUCAAAUUGGUAGCACCAACUUUAUGGGUUUGUGAUUCAACUUUUAUUUAUAUACUUCAGAAACGAACUCAAUAAAAUAAUUUAGAAAUGGUUUCUUAUUGCAAAGGCUA